AAACCAGGAUUUGUGAUUGCCAAGGUGUGGCCAGAUGGAGGAGAAGGAGGAAAAGCCCCAGAGAUCCCACAGGAGGAGGGACUGCAAACCCAAGCCAGGAAGCUGUGAGGAGGAAAGACCCUCCCUGUGCAGGGAAAGCAGCCGGAGAUCGAGGCAGAGCUCAGAGCUGGAGGAGAAGCCCCACAAGUGCUUGGAGUGUGGGAAGAGCUUCAGGUACAGCUCCCAGCUGAUCCGGCACCAAAUGAUCCACACAGGGGAGAGGCCCUUCGAGUGUGGGGAAUGUGGGAAGAGCUUCAGCCAGAGCUCGAACCUGAUACAGCACCAGAGGAUCCACACAGGGGAAAAGCCCUAUGAGUGUGGGGAAUGUGGGCAGAGCUUCAGCCGUAGCUCCAACCUGAUACGGCACCAGCAGAUCCACACAGGGGAAAAGCCCUUUGAGUGUGGGGAAUGUGGGAAGCGCUUCAGACAUCGCAGCAACCUGAUCCAGCACCAGCAGAUCCACACCGGGCAACGUCCCUAUGAGUGUGGGGAAUGUGGGAAGAGCUACAAGUGGAAGUCUGACUUCAACAAGCACCAGAAGUUCCACGCUGGAGAGCAGAUCUAUGAGUGUCUUAAGUGUGGGAAGAGGUUUCAGACCA
Molecule: messenger RNA, 638 nt
Organism: Malurus melanocephalus (red-backed fairy wren)
Lineage: Eukaryota; Metazoa; Chordata; Aves; Passeriformes; Maluridae
Product: zinc finger protein 135-like
Exons: 1
Source: RefSeq, a predicted model, not a curated record